UUCUUUUUUCUUCUCAGUAAUUUAGCAAAGACAAAUAAGAAAGCCUGUGAAAAUCUUGUGUUUUGUUCCAAAAAUGUAUGAGCCUUUGCUGGAUUGCACGCCCAAGUGGCUUUGUUGUUGGAUUGUUUUAGCAUCUUUUGGAGGAUUUGUUUCUCAUCCUCAUAGCCGACAGAUCAAAUUAAACGACAUGUUGAUCAGAGGAGGCGUUUGCUCCUUGUGAAAGUUAGGAUUAUAAAACAAUAACAAUUACAAUGAUAACGCAUCUGAUAUGAUUAAUCCAAUGUCACACAGUCAUGUAAAACACAAGUGAAAAAAACAUUAUAGAAGUGUUCCUUAGUCAUUCUACGAUGACACUAGUAGAACAUUGAAUAAACGAGCAAACGGCGUUUGUCAUAUGAAGAUUCCAAAAGCUUCCCCGUUUAAUACCCUGGAGAUAUUGACAAGAGGACUUUUUUUUCCUCCAUAACAGUUCUUCAAACAUAUUUGAACACAACCAAACCACCAGCGAUGAGGCGCGUCUGUUGGCAUCGAUGGCGUCGGGUGUAAUCUGACUACCAGCGAGGCCCCAAUUAUCCCAGAUUAGAAAACGUUUCAGAAGAGUCAUGCCAACAGCCUCGUUAUACAAGCGCACUAGAGAUUAACCCUGCACAGCUCGUCAUGUCAUCUGCAUCGCCUAGCUCGGCUCCCUUCAGAAAUCUUCAGUUCCGAUAAAUUUUUUUCCAAACCAUGUUGACUUGAAAUCCUCAAUUAAUAGUUUAGUAUUUACACCUUAUUCUGCAGAAGGGCCCCAGUGAGCGCCUCCUCCAUCAAGUCAGGAAGAUUGCGCGCAAGCAUGCGCGUUAAUGUUGCGUUAAUGACAGUUUCAAUUUGUGUGUACAUUUUUUUAGGUUCCAAUUGUUCCAGCUUUGAAGUUUACAACAAACUUUACAACCUCCUUCCCGAGUCUGACUGGGCCAAUACACUUCAUCAAAGCCAAAAGGUUAAACUGGAAUGAAUAGCGACCAACCCCCCCCACCCAACACCGCCACGCACACUCAGAUAAGGAUAGUGUUGUUUAUCUACGGACAAGUGGAAAAAGUGCUCACACUCUGCAUUUAAGAAGAAGUAUCGAUACGAAUGACACUUUGACACAGAAGAGGAGAAAGAAGUCGAAAGAAGGUGGGUCGCGGGGGAGUGCUGGAGCCUAUCCCCGCUGUCAAUGGGCAGGAGGUGGGGUACACCCUGAACUGGUUGCCAGCCAAUCGCAGGGCACAUCGAGACAAACAGCCACACUCACAAUCACACCUAGGGGCAAUUUAGUGUCCAAUUAAUGUUGCAUCUUUUUGAGAUGUGGGAGGAAACCGGAGUGCCCGGAGAAAACCCACGCAGGCACGGGAAGAACAGAACAUGCAAACUACACACGGGAUUGAAGCGGGUUCUCAGAACUGUGAGACCAAUGGUUUACCAGGGUCGCAGGAACCUUGGAGCCUAUCCCAGCUGUCAUCGGACAGGUGGCGGGAUACACCCUGAACUGGUUGCCCGCCGAUCAAAGGGCACGUGGAGACAGACAACAGUUGCAUUCACAAUCACACCUCUGGGCAAUUUAGAGUGCCCAAUCCACGUUGCAUGUUUUGGAAUGUGGGAGAAAACCGGCUGGGACAUGAACCCCAGUCCUCAGAACCGUGAGGUCAAAGAUCUACGAAGAUGCGGCAUUGUGCCGCCCAUUUAAAAUAUUAAUUUAAUUUAGUUUGGGUGGGGGCUGGAAAGGAUUUGACAUUUGACACGUCCAUUCAUUUCAAAGGGGUAGAUCAUCAGAGAGAUUUUGAGUUCAAAGUGAGGUCAGGGAGCGAAUAAACUCGUAUCUCAAGACUACGUAGAUUCAAUUUCCUUUUAUCUGUUUAUUGAGUGCUCCCUCAGCCAAAAUAGAAAAGCGUUUUCCAUUUUUAUUAACGCAACGAGGGAAUGGCAUCAAUUCGAAUGGUGGGAGUGACACCCCCCAGCCUCCCCCUUACCCCGCCCCCUUCCUCACAAUCACGCGCACGCCUAGUCACGCUGCCUACUGCCCUGAGGUGUGCCGUGCUGCGGAACAACUGAAGCAGCUCGUUAAACGUGCGUUGCAGAUGCGCGUCGCUGCUCCAUAACAGCAGGAAGGAAGCAGGAAGAAGACGGAGGAGGAAGUGGGGGCAAGGGGGCUGGGAAUGGCGAAGUGCCACGGACGACGCUGCGCCUGUUGAGGAGCCCCCUCGAGGACACCCACACUCGCUCGCGUCCCCGACGGCCGUCAUGGAGGACUCGGACCCCGCAGAGGACGGCCUGCUCGCCGGCUUGCGCUGGAACCGGAGCGCGCGGGACCAAGCUCAGCUCAAGCACAAAAUCCGGGACCUGCCGGGACUACUUAAACACGGGCUGCACCUGCGGAAGAAGAGCCAAUCACCUGACACAAUCCCUGGACCAAGUGCUGGAUCAACGGUAAACAAGUCAUGCUCCCAGAGUUUUCCAUGUGCUGGCCGAGCUGUGAGAAAUGGCUUCCUGUCACAUGGACCAUAUCCAGCUAAAGACAAGAUACACCUGGCUAGAAUUAUACGGCGCAGCUAUGUGGGUGUUGAGCUCGUGCAGUGGCUGUGUGAGCAGUGUGUGUACGUGCGCUGUCGGACCACCGCCGUGCGUGUCUGGCAGGUGCUGCUGGAGCUCGGAGUCCUCCUGUCUGUGGACCAGCGCGUCGUCUUCUCAGACUCCAACUCUUACUACCAGUUCAGUUUUGAGGAGUGCGACUCGACCUCCUGCGAAUUUCGGGCCAACGAAGCGGAUUGGCCCGAGGCUGUUAGGCUCCUCUUGCAACUUGCACCGUAUGUUCAGUUUCGCUCAGGAGACAGAACCAACAGCCCGUCGGAGGAGGACUCUGAGGGAAACCGGGAUGUCUGCAGUGAGAUCCUCCAGAUGAACGCGCUAGAACGGCUCACAUCGACAGUACAAAGCGAGUUGGCAGCUGCUCUUGCCCGAAAGACACGCAAAGCUUUAUCAGAGCAGGACUCUGACAUGCCGGACACGAGCCAGCAAGACGUCCGCUCACCGAGUGUAGACACCAGCCCGCUGGGGGGCAUGUGUGCUCUGCAAGUAGGUGGAGGCACCGACGGCGGAGGCGGCGGUGGCGGCGGCGGGACCGUGUGCGGCCGUGAGGAGCUGACCAGCCGACUGGGCUUUGAGGCCGUUCAGCGGCUGGCCAAGGACGGCUGCCGACUGCUGCAGAACCACAACUACCGGUUACCUGACAGGAACCAGGCGGAGGUCGUUGGGAGGGUUUGUCUGAAGGAGCGAGGAAGGGACGUUUUGGUGUUGCAACGAGUAACAUCGUCACUGACGUCGCCGUCAGAACGGCCCUCGCCCACUUCGUUGGGGGGCGGGUCCAGAGAGGAAGACAAAAGGUAUGUGGUGGUGUCCGGAACGCCGCUGAAGAUUUUGGAACAUCUGCUAAGCGACCUGCGUCUAGAUGACCAAAGAGGAGCCCCUGAGAGCAGAGAGAGUGAAAUGCUGUUGGACGACUUCCUGCUAACCUACCUGGUGUUCAUGUCCACCAACGACCUCUGUCAGGCUCUCCUGGGACACUAUAGCAGUGCACGCGGGCGAGGCCAGGAGGAGGGCAAGGAUACUCUUUUCCGGAAGCGCAAGGUCCUGCAGCUGGUCUCCCACUGGAGCCGACUCUACAAGGACUUCCUCAAGGAGGAGGAGCACGUUCGGGGCUUCAUGAAGACUCUGUACAGGUGUGUCCUGGAGGAUCUGUAUGAGUUUCCGACGCUUGAGAAAGACCUCAAAGAGUUCCAGAAGCUUCUGCGCCGUCGACACACCGUGGAUGACUGUCCACCGAAUCAAAAGAGCAAACAAAUGCACCAACAGUUGAGUUUGAAGGAAAACUGUUUGCAACUCCGCUCCCCGCAAUCUGAGACUAGAGAAGUUAUUUGCUGUGUUUACGUAAGCACCGACUCCUACCUGAGCGUCCACACGCACCCCUCUCUGGAGGCCCACGAGCUGCUAAGAAUUGUGAGACUGAAGAUGGACAGGUCAGAAGAAGACAUGGUGCUUGCUGUGGUCACCCACAGUGGAGAGCGGAGGAUGUUACAGCCCAGCGACUGCGUGUAUUCAGAGUCUCUGACCCCGCAGGGCAAGCUUGUGGUCUGCCGCAGGGAUCUCGCUGAGAUCUUGCCCCCUUUAACGGACAGUGCCGAGCUCAGCAGGAGGCCAGUGCGCCUUUUAGGGAUCAACACGUGGGAUGUGGCGGCGGCUCUCACACAUCUGGACUGGAGCCUCUUCAAAUCCAUCCAUGAGCAAGAACUGGUCUACUACACUCUCAGGCGGAUUCCCGGCGGCAGCCACACAGCCGCGCUCUCCGUCUUGCUGCAGCGCUGCAACGAGGUCCAGCAGUGGGUCAUGUCUGAGGUCCUCAUGUGCACGUCGCUCACCAAGAGAGUGCAGCUCCUGAAAAAGUUCAUCAAGAUCGCAGCACACUGCAAAGCGCAAAGGAAUUUGAACUCUGCCUUCGCCAUCAUCAUGGGGCUCAACACAGCAGCCGUGAGUCGUCUGAACCAAACAUGGGAAAAAUGUCCUGGGAAGUUCAAAAAGCUUUUCGCAGAGUUGGAGCUGAUCACGGAUCCGUCUCUUAACCACAAAGCCUACAGAGAAGCUUUUAAGCGAAUGAAACCUCCGAAGAUCCCUUUCAUGCCUCUCCUCUUGAAAGAUAUUACAUUUAUCCACGAGGGCAACAAGACCUUCCACGACAACCUGGUGAACUUUGAGAAGUUGCAUAUGAUCGCAGACACGGUUCGAAUGAUUCGACACUGCCAAAGCGAACAAACAGGCAACGAGGUGAUCGGCGUCGACAGCGCGGAGCUGAGGGCCAACGUUCACUACCUGCACAUCAUCGACAAUCAGCAGACGCUCUUCGAGCUGUCGCACAAACUCGAGCCGCGGGCUUAGCGCGCACGGCCUCUUCGCGGACACGAGAGAAGUAGCACAGCGCCGGUGCCGUCGAGCCAGCACUGAUAAAUUGUGCGACACGCAAGGAACGCUGUACAGCACACGUCACACACUUGCACAUGCGCAGCAACGAACAACCACUAGAGGUGCCAAGUUGACCACGAGGUGCUAUUUGUUUGGACAAAACCACCUUGUAGACACGCGGCACACCUCUAAAGGAUCUAUUAACUCCAUCAUCGGAGUAUAGAGAAGGAUGUAAUUAAGUUGUACAGUAUCUAUUGGACUAAAUAUGACCUUGAUUUUGUUUUUGUUUGUUUGUGAUAAGCUUUUGGUUAUUUAUGAACCUGUCAAGCAGGUGGAAUGUUCCUUUCAUUUGUGUUGUUGCCUCAGUGUACUGUAGGUCAACAGCGACUUUGAUGGUCUCGUCAUUUCAGUUACAAAAAAAUACAUAAAUUGCCGACUGAG
This is a messenger RNA of Syngnathoides biaculeatus (alligator pipefish), 5412 nucleotides long. It is a transcript of the gene rapgef5a, whose product is annotated as Rap guanine nucleotide exchange factor (GEF) 5a. Lineage: Eukaryota; Metazoa; Chordata; Actinopteri; Syngnathiformes; Syngnathidae. Bases 2263 to 4947 code for a protein of 894 amino acids. The record is from RefSeq and is a predicted model, not a curated record. Gene Ontology annotation, molecular function: guanyl-nucleotide exchange factor activity. Gene Ontology annotation, biological process: positive regulation of GTPase activity; Ras protein signal transduction. Gene Ontology annotation, cellular component: plasma membrane. The transcript is spliced from 30 exons.